Jaculus jaculus (lesser Egyptian jerboa) is the source of this 3282-nucleotide messenger RNA. It is a transcript of the gene Lrrn2, whose product is annotated as leucine rich repeat neuronal 2. Lineage: Eukaryota; Metazoa; Chordata; Mammalia; Rodentia; Dipodidae. Bases 532 to 2670 code for a protein of 712 amino acids. The transcript has 3 exons. The record is from RefSeq and is a predicted model, not a curated record. Gene Ontology annotation, molecular function: protein binding.
GACGAGUUGCACGUUGGGGCAGGCGCCUGGCGAGCUUUCCGGGCCGGUGCGGGCAGCGCUCGCGGCGGGAGGGCACGGAGCGGCGUCCUCCCCCCCCCCCCCAACACACACACACACACAGACACCCUUCCACCCAGCCCCAGGCCAGCCCGGCGGCGGGCGGACAGACGAACGGACAGCGGACGGACGGACAGCGGACCGGCACCCGCGGGGGGUCCUCAUGACCACACAGUAGGUGAUGAAAAGUGACAUCCUUGCCAUCACAGUGCCCCACUCAAAGUGCACCAGCUGUGCAGCCUUGGGCCUUUCCAACAUGCUGUGAAGAUGAGUGAGGAGACCCAGCCCAGCACACAAGGAUGAGGGUCCACACCCAGGAGGGCUCGAGUGAAGCUCACCCACCUCUGUAGCAUGACCACUCUGGGAAGGUGCUUCCCCCGGCCCUGGCAGGGCCGCUGACCCCCAGUUGGCAAGACGUGACAAGCAGGGCUCGGGACUCUUCCAGUGGAGGGUCCGCCGCCCUGCAGCUCCACGAUGAGGUUCCUUGUGACACCCCUCUUGCUAGCUUGGGUGGCUAGCGCCACUGCCGCUGUGCCUGUGGUACCCUGGCGUGUGCCCUGCCCCCCUCAGUGUGCCUGCCAGAUCCGACCCUGGUACACUCCCCGUUCAUCCUACCGCGAGGCCACCACUGUGGACUGUAAUGACCUGUUCUUGACAGCGGUGCCCUCAGCCCUCCCCUCAGGGACGCAGACCCUCCUGCUACAGAGCAACAGCAUCGUCAAAGUAGACCAAACGGAGCUUGCCUACCUAGCCAACCUCACAGAGCUGGACCUGUCCCAGAACAGCUUCUCAGAUGUCCGAGACUGUGACCUGCGGGCCUUGCCCCAGCUGCUGAGCCUGCACCUGGAGGAGAACCAGCUGAGCCGGCUGGAGGACCACAGCUUUGCCGGGCUGGCCAGCCUGCAGGAACUCUAUCUCAACCACAACCAGCUGGGCCGCAUCGCCCCCAGGGCCUUCGCGGGCCUCAGCAACCUGCUCCGGCUGCACCUCAACUCCAACCUGCUGAGAGCCAUCGACAGCCGUUGGUUCGAAAUGCUGCCCAACUUGGAGAUCCUCAUGAUCGGUGGCAACAAGGUGGAUGCCAUCUUGGACAUGAAUUUCCGGCCCCUGGUCAACCUGCGCAGUCUGGUGCUAGCGGGCAUGAGCCUGCGGGAGAUCUCCGACUAUGCCCUGGAGGGGCUGCAAAACCUGGAGAGCCUCUCCUUCUAUGAUAACCAGUUGGCCCAGGUACCCAGGCGGGCCUUGGAGCAGGUGCCUGGGCUCAAGUUCCUAGACCUAAACAAAAACCCACUGCAGCGAGUCGGGCCGGGGGACUUUGCCAACAUGCUGCACCUCAAAGAGCUGGGGCUGAAUAACAUGGACGAGCUGGUCUCCAUUGACAAGUUUGCUCUGGUGAACCUCCCUGAGCUCACCAAGCUGGACGUCACCAACAACCCUCGGCUCUCUUUCAUCCAUCCCCGCGCCUUCCACCACCUGCCCCACAUGGAGACGCUCAUGCUCAACAACAAUGCUCUCAGUGCCUUGCACCAGCAGACGGUGGAGUCUCUGCCCAACCUGCAGGAGGUGGGGCUCCACGGCAACCCCAUCCGCUGUGACUGUGUCAUCCGUUGGGCCAAUGCCACGGGCACCCGUGUUCGCUUCAUAGAACCACAGUCCACCCUGUGCUCUGAGCCUCCAGACCUCCAGCGCCGGCCAGUCCGCGAGGUGCCCUUCCGGGAGAUGACAGACCAUUGCCUGCCCCUCAUCUCCCCGCGAAGCUUUCCUCCCAGCCUUCAGGUGGCCAGUGGAGAGAGCCUGGUACUGCACUGCCGGGCACUGGCUGAACCAGAGCCUGAGAUCUACUGGGUCACCCCAGCUGGCAUUCGACUGACGCCUGCCGGUGCAGGCGGGAGGUACCGGGUGUACCCAGAGGGGACCCUGGAGCUGUGGAGGGUGACGGCACAAGAGGCAGGACUGUAUACCUGUGUGGCCCAGAACCUGGUGGGGGCCGACACUAAGACAGUUAAUGUAGUGGUUGGCCAUACUCCCUUCCAGUCGGGCAGGGACAAGGGACGGGGACUGGAGCUCCGGGUGCAAGACACCCACCCGUAUCACGUCCUGCUAUCUUGGGUCCCCCCUCCCAAUGUAGUCUCUACCAACCUCACCUGGUCCAGCACCUCCUCCCUUCAGGGCCAGGGCAACACUGCUUUGGCUCGCCUGCCCCGUGGCACCCAUCGCUACAACAUCACCCGCCUCCUUCCGGCCACAGAGUACUGGGCCUGCCUGCGAGUGGCCUUUGCGGAUGCCCACACCCAGUUGGCUUGUGUAUGGGCCAGGACUAAGGAAGCUUCUCUUUGCCACAGAGCCCUAGGGGACCGGCCUGGGCUCAUAGCCAUCCUGGCUCUUGCUGUCCUCCUGCUGGCAGCUGGGCUAGCAGCCCACCUUGGCACAGGCCAGUCCAACCAAGGAGUGGGUGGGCGGCCUCUCCUUCCAGCCUGGGCUUUCUGGGGCUGGAGUGCACCCUCGGUCCGGGUGGUGUCGGCACCCGUUGUCCAGCCUUGGAAUCCAGGGAGGAAGCCACCCAGAGGCUCAGAAGGGUUGACACAGUCACCACCAUUAUCUCAACAUUCCUGAACUUCAGCCAGUUCUCAGCAGUAAAGAAAUAAGUAGGACCACUUUUUACCAAAAGGGAAGCAAUCUGGGCCAGAUGCCCUGCCGAGAAAGUGGCACGGACCAUGUGCUUGAGGUCUGGCCACUGGACUAAGAUGCACACGGCUCUGUGGCACCUGGGAGCUGCUGUUACCUUUUGGGAAUCCUUGGCUGCCAUUCUGAGAAACAUCUCCAAGAAACAGGAAGGACUCUGCCUAGAGCCUCCCACCUCAAGGGGCUGCUGGGCCUCUGCCUGGCUGUGGCCUGCCUUUGUCCCCAGGCUCCUGGCCCACAGGAUAUGCCCCUUCCUCUUCUCUUUCUUUGUAUAGUCUCAGUUGCUUGCUCGUCCCCCUCCUGGGCAAGGGCUGAAGGAGGCCUCUCCUUCCCAUCUUGGGCCAUCUCCUUCCCAAAACGGGAGUGACCUCCAGCUGGAUCUGAAGGAUAUCUGGACAGAGGGAUGUCCAGGGAUGCCUGGGCUCAGAAAUUGACUUUCUAUAGGCAGUUUUGUACCUUCGUGGAGAAAUGUGUCACCUGUCCCCAAACCGAUUCAAUCUUUUCUCCUGUUUUGUAAAAAAUAAAAAUAAACAAUAACAACAA